AUGCCGACUGCAGCACCGGAAACUUCCAGCGAAGGGUUGUUCGGAAGCAAGGAUGCGGCUGAACUCGUCGCUAGCGUGCGAGAGGUGUUUCGCAGCGGUCGCACGCGAUCUCGCGAAUGGCGGGAGACGCAGCUGCGAGGGAUCGAGCGGCUGAUGAUGGACGAGGAGGAGGCGAUCUUCGCAGCGCUCGCGAAAGACCUCAAGCGAAGCCGCGUCGAGAACGUCCUCUGCGAGACAGCGCAGGUGUACAACUCAGCAAGGCAGGCCGCGAGUAGCGUGCGGCAGUGGAUGAAGCCUGAACGGGUGUCCACCAACUUUGUCAACAUGCCAGCGCGCAGUGAGAUCGUCCCGGAGCCCUUCGGAGCCGUCCUCAUCUUCGCUGCCUGGAACAUGCCCUUCUUGCUCUCACUGGACCCACUCAUCGGGGCCAUAGCAGCGGGCAACGUGGCGGUGCUCAAGCCGUCUGAGCUGGCACCCGCGUCGUCCGCCUUGCUGGCAGAGCUGCUGCCGCGCUACGUGGACAAGGAGGCAGUGCGCGUGGUGCAGGGCGGUGCUGACGUGGCAACCGCUCUCCUGGAGUGCCGAUGGGACAAGAUCUUCUUCACAGGAGGAGCAGCGAUAGGGAGGAGGGUGCUGGCAGCAGCGGCGCAGCACCUCACGCCAGUGGCGCUGGAGCUGGGGGGGAAGAACCCCGCCUAUAUCGACAGCUCCGCGGAUUUCAAUGUCAGUCGCACGUUCUUCUGCUCGGACCUUUGGCUCAUGAUGCUUUUCCGACUAUCCCGUUUCUCAUUAUCAUCCUCGUUCAAGUCCCCUUUCUUCAUCACCUCUUCUUCUCCUCUCAUUCUUUCCUCCUUCAACUCCAGCCCUCUGCACCCCAAUCCUCCGUCCCCCCUCCCACCGAAUCCCCCCCCCCGUGCAAACUCUCUCACCCCUCCCUUCCUGCGUGUCAGAUAUAUAUGUGUGAAGCGGAUAGCGUUCGGCAUGUGUGUGAAUGCGGGGCAGAGCUGCCUCUCGCCUGACUACGUGCUGGUCGAGGAGGCCGUGGCUGACCAAUUCACCGACCACCUGCGUCGCACCCUGACCUCCUUCUAUGGCUCGGAUCCGAAGCAGAGUCCGGACCUGGCGCGCAUCGCCACGCCUGGCAGCUGGGCUCGGCUGCACGCUCUGCUCUCCGACCCUGUUACCAAAGAGCACAUCGUCGCUGGCGGAGAGACGGAUGAAGCCACUCGCUACAUCGCGCCCACCAUCAUCCGAGACGUGCCUCUGGACGCGCCAGUGAUGCACGAGGAGGGCUUUGGACCCGUCAUCGCUGUCAUCAAGGUGCGAGGUGUGGACGAGGCAAUCAGCAUCAUAGCCAGCCGCCCCAAGCCACUGGCACUCUACCUGUUCACAACGCACAGCACCGUGAUCGACCGCUUUGUCAAGGAGACCUCGUCGGGGGCUGUCUGCGUCAACGACACCACCUCGCAUUUUGUCAAUCCAGCGUUGCCAUUUGGUGGAGUGGGAGACAGUGGUAUGGGCAGCUACCAUGGGAAGCACUCGUUUGACUGCUUUAGCCAUCGCAAGGCGGUUAUGGUGAAAGGCACCCUGCUGGACUUCCCAGUUCGAUACCCUCCUGGUAGCCCAUUCAACGAGAACCUUGUGAAAGCGCUCAUGAAUUUGUGGUUUGUACAGCUAGUUCUAGUCAUUUUAGGCCUGAAAAGUAGCCAGUAG
Closterium sp. NIES-65 is the source of this 1713-nucleotide messenger RNA. NCBI's taxonomy places the organism in Eukaryota, Viridiplantae, Streptophyta, Zygnematophyceae, Desmidiales, Closteriaceae. The record is from the annotation of a GenBank genome assembly.